UCUUUUUACUGUCUCUAGCUAGUAGCAGUCACAGGAAGAAGCUCGAGCCCCCUUGAAUUGAAUUGAAUUAGUUAGCGACUUGAGAGCCCUCUAUGCAGCUAAGUUAACGUUUCAAGAUCUCUAAUUUUAUAAUUUUCUACAUACGUUUAACUAACUCUGAUCGGUGAAGUGUCAUAACGUGCUUGUCUGUCUUGUCUCUCUGUCCUAGUUGUAAUUACGACGAGGAUUUCGCUAGUUAGGGUAUGGUUUUGGCUAGUUAAGUUAUAGCGUUAGUGAGUCAUUAUACACGUUUAGAUGAGCUUAAUCACCAGGAUUCGGAAACAGCAACAGCCUAUCAGAUGGGGCCACUGUUAGUGUUGUGGCUGGCUGUCUUCCUCAGUGGGACCUGGGCGGUGGACCGUGGGAACUUCAAAACCUGUGACCAGAGUGCCUUCUGCAAGCGUCAGCGAGCGUUGAAGCCUGGCCAGUCCCCGUACAGAGCCCUGCUGGAGACCCUGGAGCUCACCAACACUAAACUCACACUGCAGCUCAUCAAUGACAACAACAAGGUGCGUCUGCUGCUCGAGCUCUAUCGUCUCCAGGGCAACAUGACCAGGGUGAAGAUAAAUGAGUUGAAGCCGCUGAAGCCUCGCUUUGAGGUCCCCGAUGUGCUCAUCAACGACCCUCCUACAGAGCCUCUGUCUCUCCUGUCGCAGGAUGAGAAUGGGGUGGUUCUGUCUUUGGGGGCAGACUCUCAGUGGCUGAUCGUCAGUGCUAAACCGUUCCGAUUGGACAUCAUGGAGGGGCGGGAGGUUCUUCUGUCACUUAACUCCCGUGGUCUGCUGGCCUUCGAGCACCUCCGGAUCCGCAAGGAUACCAUCUCCUAUAAGAUAAAAAACAACGUUUAUAGCGCGUGGGAAAAUAUCAAGUGGGUAUUCUCUAGUCAGGUAGACCCAGAAGGAGCUGAGAAGAAAGAAGAAACUGAUGCUGCCAACGAACUGGCAGAAGGAGAGACCGCAAAGGAGGAUGGAAUGUGGGAGGAGACGUUCAAGUCGCACACAGACAACAAACCCAAUGGCCCUUCCUCCAUUAGUCUGGACUUCUCUCUGCCAGGGGUAGAGCAUGUCUAUGGCAUCCCGGAACACGCAGACAGUCUUAAACUCAAAACCACUGAUGGAGGGGAUCCAUACCGCUUGUUUAACCUAGACGUGUUCCAGUAUGAGCUGUUCAACCCCAUGGCCCUGUACGGUGCCAUCCCUGUCAUGCUGUCCCACAGUGCACAACGCACCAUGGGCAUCUUCUGGCUCAACGCUGCUGAGACCUGGGUGGACAUCAGCUCCAACACCGCUGGAAAGACUGUGUUUGGCCAGAUGCUAGACUAUGUUCAGGGCUCCAGUGAGACGCCACAGACAGACGUGCGUUGGAUCUCAGAGAGCGGCAUCAUUGACGUCUUCAUCAUGCUGGGACCCACUCCCACUGAUGUCUUCUCCCAGUACGCAUCACUCACAGGUACCCAGGCCUUCCCUCCCCUGUCUGCACUGGCCUACCACCAGUGCCGCUGGAACUACAACGACCAGGAGGAUGUGGCGGCUGUGGACAAGGGCUUCGAUGAGCACGACAUCCCCUACGACUUUAUCUGGCUGGACAUAGAGCACACGGACGGCAAGCGCUACUUCACCUGGGACCCUCACAAGUUCCCCCAGCCCAAAGACAUGCUGCAGGGCCUGAUGGACAAGAGACGCAAGAUGGUGACCAUUGUGGACCCUCACAUCAAGGUGGACAGCAGCUACAAGAUCCACAAUGAGAUUCGCUCUAAAGGCUUCUAUGUCAAAAACAAAGAUGGUGGAGACUACGAGGGCUGGUGCUGGCCUGGUAAUUCUGGUUACCCAGACUUUACCAAUCCUGAGAUGAGAGCUUGGUGGGCCAGUAUGUUUGCCUACGAUCAGUAUGAGCCCUUCUCCCUGAGUGCUGCCUGCUCCGAAGCACCUCAUCUCACUCACACAGCUCUCCAUCAGGGAUCCAUGGAGAACAUGUAUACAUGGAAUGACAUGAACGAGCCGUCAGUGUUUAAUGGACCAGAGGUCACCAUGCAUAAAGACGCCCUGCACGGGAACUGGGAGAACCGUGACCUCCACAACCUCUACGGACUCUAUGUGCAAAUGGCCACAGCAGAGGGUCUGAUUGAGCGUUCAGGGGGAGUGGAGAGGCCGUUUGUCCUGACCAGAGCCUUCUUCGCUGGCUCCCAGCGCUACGGUGCUGUGUGGACAGGUGAUAACACUGCUGAGUGGGAACAUCUGAAGAUCUCCAUCCCCAUGUGUCUCAGUCUGGGCCUGGUUGGUGUUUCUUUCUGUGGAGCUGAUGUGGGUGGUUUCUUCAAGUCUCCCAGUACUGAGCUCCUGGUGCGUUGGUACCAGACAGGGGCUUACCAGCCCUUCUUCCGGGCCCAUGCCCAUCUGGACACCCCACGCAGGGAGCCCUGGCUGUUUGGCCCAGAAAACACUGCUCUGAUCAGGGAGGCUGUCCGCCAGCGUUACGCCCUCCUGCCCUACUGGUACCAGCUGUUCUACCACGCCCACCACUCUGGCCAGCCCGUCAUGAGACCACUGUGGGUGGAGUAUCCUCAGGAUACGGCCACGUUCUCCAUGGAUGACCAGUUCCUGCUUGGGAGAGAUCUGCUGGUGCACCCUGUGACUGAGGAGGGGGGCAGGGGUGUUACUGCCUACCUGCCUGGAAAAGGAGAGGUCUGGUUUGACGUCCACACGUUCCAGAAACACAACGGAGCCCAGAACCUCUACAUCCCUGUCACCAUCAGCUCUAUUCCGGUAUUCCAGCGCGGUGGUUCAAUUAUUCCCAGGAAGGCCCGGGUUCGAAGGUCAUCAUCCUGCAUGGAACAUGACCCCUACACCUUAUUCGUUGCGCUUAGCCCCAAGAGAUUUGCCCAGGGCGAGCUCUACAUAGACGACGGCCACACCUUUAACUUUGACAAACAGAAGCAGUUCAUCCACAGAAGACUUUCUUUUGCCAAUAAGGCCCUGUCCUCCAGAAACCUGGCCCCUGGUUCCCAGUUUAUCACUCCCUCCUGGAUUGAGAAGAUAGUCAUAUUGGGGGCCAGUAAGCCCAGCAAGGCCACUCUGAAGACUCCUGAUGGCAAGGAGAAUCUGCUGGAGUUUGAGUUUGAUGCCUCAAUGUCGGUGUUAACCCUUCGUAAGCCAGGCGUCAACGCAGGGGUGGACUGGACUGUGGUGCUUCAGUAACCAUUGAGAUGAGAAAUGGAGGGGGAGGGCGGUGGCGCUGAACCUGACUGAACAGGAAAGGAUGAGAGAGAUGGAGGAACUGAGUGGACACGGGCUGCAAUCGUAACGCACCAAGCAAGAUAUUGGAACGAUUGCUCUGUGGUACUCAGACUGGACAGGUGAUACAGGACUAUUCUCUCUCUCCCUCUCACACACACACACACACACUGUCAUAACAAUUUUGUACACACAAACACACGUGGACAGGGAUUUGCUCUGUAGAUCUGAACUGGUUACUAGGUAGAUUGUUCUUUGUUAGCGGCAUUUAGGGCAAAAUUCUUCAAUUCAAAUCAGGGUAUCAUUGUCGUUAAUGUUUUGGGAGUACUCGGACGUUCACGUCUGAUGGAUGAUUAUUUUAGGUUUUCCAUCAAGUAUGCUGUAGAUGUAAAAGAUCAUUGAAUAAGUUUGCUGACAACAAAAUUAAGACACUCAUUCAGACUAGUUAGUAUCUGUUUAAUUCCAUAUCUGGACAUCUCUUAUGACUUUAAAUUCUUAUAUAUUUCAUGUUUUUAUUCCAUUACAUAUUCCCCCUGUAAUUACUGAAGAGAAAUUGACAGGAAAGCCAAACCGGGGGGGGGUAGAAACUCUCCACCAAUCAAGAAUGCUGCACUGAUCAAGAUCUGUAAAUGUCAUGUGCAUCUCUCUAAUUGCCAUAAGGUGUAUUGAGUCUUCUCUGAUAUUCCUAAUUAAGGUUAGUCAUUCCUUCUUAUUUUGCCCCUAAUUUAGUUUCUGACAAGAAUGUGCGCGCUUACCUCAGUCAUUAUUAUGCCAUUUUUUAAAAUGUGCUGGAGAAAAGACACAAAGUAUGGUCGACUGAACUAAUGAAUGGCGAGGAUUUGGCUUUAUAAGUUGGGUCAUAUUUGGGAAUUAUUCUAAAACCACUUGACUUGGUGGAUGCUCAUCCUAAUAGCAGUUAGGGCCAUGCAUUGGGAUUAGAUUGUCAGUUGGGGUACAGGGUCAUGGUCCACUGUCUUCAGAGUGUCAUAUGAUCUUUAUAGUGUUGAUUUAAUAGUCCACAUGCGACUUAGGAAAGAUAUGUUUACUAAGAUGCAGUGAGCUCUCUGGAGACAAGCGACCGGUCCUGGUUGGUCAAAGCAUCGUUAAGCGGUUCUAUUCCCUACUGUCGUUGGUAAUCAAGCAUUUUGAAGAGUUUUUCUUCAUUGUUUUGUGGUUGAAUUCAAAAACUUACUGCAGCAUUCUCAGGAUGAGUGUUGGAACUGGGAACCAAGGAGGCCAGCUGUAUGUGAUAAGAUGACGGACCAAGUGAAAAUAAACCUGACCAAAUGUGAGGGCAUUGUUGUUUUUAAUUAUGAAUUAAUGCAGUUUACGUAGAUGGGGAUGUUAAUAAAAUAACUAUAUUCCCAAUCUAA
This is a messenger RNA of Oncorhynchus nerka (sockeye salmon), 4642 nucleotides long. It is a transcript of the gene ganabb, whose product is annotated as glucosidase II alpha subunit b. Bases 339 to 3233 code for a protein of 964 amino acids. The transcript is spliced from 24 exons. Gene Ontology annotation, molecular function: glucan 1,3-alpha-glucosidase activity; carbohydrate binding. Lineage: Eukaryota; Metazoa; Chordata; Actinopteri; Salmoniformes; Salmonidae. The record is from RefSeq and is a predicted model, not a curated record. Gene Ontology annotation, biological process: carbohydrate metabolic process; N-glycan processing. Gene Ontology annotation, cellular component: glucosidase II complex.